AUGGACCAGUCCAGUGGCACUUUAUCCGAUGUUGACGAUGAUGAUGUCUCCGUCAUCGAGUACGCCAGAUACUAUGGCCUGAGCAAAGAUUACACCUCCUCCUACCCUUUAUCACCUCACAUUGUUCGCUCAAUUCUAAAUUGGGAAGGAUCUGAUCUCGGUCUCGAACGGCUCCCAAAGUUCAGGCUUCCAAGCGAACUUGACCUUGACGAGAGAUGGACCAUUGACCACCAAAGCGCCUUGUUCCUCAAGCAGAUCGCAUCAAUCGAAGUCGUACCUUUUCCUGAAAUUAUUCGUUCAAGAAUCAAAUCUUUCGAGUUCCAGAUCGAGCCGCUAUUGUUGGCGACAGAUCCAGACCUUGAGCAGCGACGAUUUAUGCGGGCAAGACAAUCAAGAGAAGACAAGAGCUUGCAACAAGCAUUGCCAAAAGCUUCAUGGCAAGAUGAUGAAGAAGCAUCGCUAUACUGGCCGGAUCCCAACUUGCCAUCAGUACUAAUCCAACAGAUAAAGCAAGAGAAAUUGCAGCUUGACAAGAACGACAUACACUUCUUACAGCAAUGCAUUUCGAUCACCGAGAAGCCCAAUAUACAAGAGCUUGAAACACCGCCAUACAAGAAGGCACAGAAAGAGUACGAGGACGCGAGACAUACAUCACCACUCCUGCAGUGUUCGUCGCCAUUCCAAUUCAGCGUCCCGGAUUCACCUGUUAGUCGCAUGCCAUUGGCGACCAGUCCCAUUGAUCCUGUUGCGGCCGAGAUCGUCAGGAUCGAGUCUACCAUGGAGGUUGACGACGAAUUCUCCUUAGACGGGCUUUCAGACAUCUCAGCAUUCGACAUCGAGGCUGCCAGCGAGCUAUGCACUAGCUCACCAUUGAAACGCAAACAGGCUGAGGAUUAUAAGAUGGAAACCCCACUAUUGCCAGCCUUGGAGUCCUCGUCCCCACUGAAGAAACUAAAGAUGGUCACCUUCUCAGACGAACUGUGUACUACAAUUCCUGGAUAUGCCAAACCUUUUCCAUCGGAGGAUUCAAAUGGUACAGAUGGAUUCUGCAACUUCUUUGAACAGGUCAUCAAGCCUGGUGCAGAGUUUGCACGUCUUUCCAUCAGUAACGAACAAUUGACACAGGCGGACUCGAUGCUGAGAGCAGAAGUGCCCGCCAUCGAUCAGACAGGCCCUCUGCCACCAUGGGAACUUUUCGCUCGCAGGCAGCUAAGCUGUCAAACAGAACUUGAGGCUCAGCAGCAGUUGGUAUCCAUGCUAAAGCGCGAAACAAUCAGACCCCGUGACUACUGGCCUAGUGUCGGUGAUGUCGAUAGGGCUCUGUCGCGUUGGCGACCUUUCGACAUGCAGAUGAGUGAUCUGCCUCGAGAGAAGAUUGAAUGUAGUUAUCUGGGCGACUUCAGUGCUGUGGAGCCUCAAGACACAACGUCCGGAUGGAAAUUAGACGGUCUGAGAAUUUUGGACCCAUGCGAAGAUGAUGAUGAAGAGAUUGAAGCUACAGACCUGUCAACAACUUUGGAGAAUUUCGACCUCAUAGAAGGCUCCCACGAGAUUUCGUCAGCAGCUCAGUCUUUGGCACCUAGCGCGUUUUCAGUGAGUAAUUCUUUGGAUCGCUUCAUGCAAAUCCAUACUGGCAAGAAGAUGCGCAUCGAGGAACCAAGGCUACAGACUCAGGCUAUAUCAAGAAAUACCAACAAGCUCAUCGUUGAUCCCGCAGCUCAUGCAGGAAGACAUGAAGACCUGGAAAAAGUGACAAGUUCAACACCGGUUCAUGUUCCCGCCUUGCCUACGCCAAUGCCACCACGAACUGUCGUCUUGUCGUCAACCAUGUUUGCAAGACGUAUUUUAGUGAAGGAGAUUGAGCGUCUGAACCCAAUGGCCGAAUAUAUCGAACGCGAUUUCUCGUCGGCUCAUCUAUUGCGUGGGUUGUCGUCCCAGACUUCGGAAGCCGACGAAGCGGAUAUAAUCCUCUCACCUGGACAUGGGGUCAUGCUGACCACUUUGCAAAAAAUCAUGCAAAAGAGCUUGCCAGGCGAAGUCAUCCGUAAUCUUAUCCGUGAGCGUGUUGUACAACUCGCGCGCCGAUACGAGCGUCUCAUAAUUAUGGUGCACGAAGAUCGGAGUAGCGAUCAACACCAUCCAUUGGACAGCCGCGAAUCUGGCGAACUCGUGUCUCUCAUCAACUUCUGCGCAGCGCGAAGUCAUGAUAUUCAGGUUAUGUACAUUCCUGGAGAUGAGCCGGCAUUGGCCACCUGGAUUGUUGCAUGUAUGAUUCGCUUUGGUCUCGACGAUCCGGAGGUACAAUUGUUACAAGAUGAAACUUCGUGGGAACUGUUUCUCAGAAAGGCAGGCAUGGACGCGUUUGCGGCUCAGGUGGUUCUGAUUAACCUAAAGGCCCCCGAUCCCAUGCCCGCCCAUUCAACUGACCAAUGUUACGGCUUGCCUGCAUUUUUAAUGAUGGACGAAGCCGAGAGACUGAAGAUGUUCGGCACCCUUUUCGGUGGAGAGAAGAUCCUGAGGAAGGUGAGCAUGGCCAUCGAUGGCUGCUGGAAACGACUGUGGUAG
Molecule: messenger RNA, 2565 nt
Organism: Aureobasidium uvarum
Lineage: Eukaryota; Fungi; Ascomycota; Dothideomycetes; Dothideales; Saccotheciaceae
Source: the annotation of a GenBank genome assembly